AGACAUGAUAUCCUGAAACUCCCUUUUCUCUUUCUUAUGUUUCUUUCUUUUUCUCUUUCUUCCUCUUUGAGAAAAGUUUUUCGUUGCAACGAAUUGAAAAACUUUUAUCAAACUUUUAUUUUUCUUACCAAACUUUCAAUCUUAUCUUACUGAUUGACUUAUUGACUUAACAAUUAACUUUUGUUGAUUUGUUGUUUAUUUCAUGAAAACUUUUACAUUUAAGUGUUUGUUUAAAUAAUUAACUGAUAAAUUGUGUUUUAAUUUCUCAUUGGACUUUUUUUAAUCACCAAUUAAGUAGCAAAAUGGUUGUUGAAAUUAAGACAAGUUCAAAGAUUAACUCUAAUCUACCAAGUAUUAAGGUUCAACCUAAAGGUGAUUCAAGUGUAAUUAAUGUUGAUCAAUCAGGAGACAAUCAUGUAGACGAUAAACAAUUAACUUGUUGUAAUCAAGUUACAUCUACAAUUGAAUAUAUAAUAUUUGAUAUUCGUUGGGUUCAAGUGAUUUAUCAUUUAUCGUUAAUUGGAGCAACUCUUUAUGGGAUAACAAAAGAUUCCGUUUUAUUCAUAACCAAUCCCCAUGAUCCCCAGGUAACACCAAGAUUAUAUACUUGGGCCUUUGGUUUCACCUUGGCAAUAUUUGGCAGUAUCGGUCUAUCGGCGGGAUGUCAUCGGCUCUGGUCCCACCACUCGUAUAAGGCCAAACUUUUCAUGAGAAUACUUUUGGCCUUAAUGUUUACCUCAGUGGCCGAGAGUACAAUUUAUUACUAUGUUAAACACCAUCGAGCUCAUCAUGUGUUCAUUGAUACUCAUGCUGAUCCUCAGAAUGUUCAUCGAGGAUUUUGCUUCGCCCAAUUGGGUUGGCGAUUCAUGAAACCUCGACCUGAAUAUCGGACCAAAGUUAAAACCCUCGAUUUUACUGACGCUCUUUCCGAUCCUGUUGUUAAAUAUCAAAAGAUGUUUUUCGCUCCACUUGCUCUUAUUCUUGGUUUUGUACUCCCCACUCUGAUUCCUUACUACUGUUGGGGUGACAGUUUGCUCCACGCUUUCUUGAUCGGUGCUUGUACUAAGUCUUGUGGAGUGAUUUUCGUCCAUGGUCUCCUUGGUUCGGUUAGUCACAUGUACGGCCAACGACGAUACAAUAAUAAGAUCACAGCUCGAGAUAUUGGCCUCAUGUCAGUGAUCGCUGCUGGUGAAGGUUAUCACAAUUUCCAUCACACUUUCCCCUACGAUUACACCGUUUCCGAGUUCGGACAAACUUUCAACAUCUCCAAACUGUUCAUCGAUUUCUUUGCACUUUUCGGUCAAGCAUAUAACCUCAGGAAAGUCGCACCCGAAUUCAUCGAAAAGGCCAAAAACAAAACUCUCAACAUGAGUGAAGUUCCUGCGGUUUAAAACUUAAAACUUUUUUUUUGUCCACAAACUGACAAUCAACUAAUCAACUUUCCUUUAAUCAUUCACCUCAUAUGAUAAUCAAAUUAAUCUAAUCAUCAUCACAAUCAAAUUCAUUUUCAUUCCAAAUCAAUUUUCCCUCCUCUGGUUCGGUGGGUUUUUUUUCUCUCCGUCACAAUUAACCUUAAUUGUUACACUUUCGAUUUAACUGAGUCACAAUUGCGACUUGUGGAUUUUCACUUAAUUAUUACAAAUAAAUUGCAAGUUAAUUGUUUGAAAA
Panonychus citri (citrus red mite) is the source of this 1668-nucleotide messenger RNA. Its product is annotated as stearoyl-CoA desaturase 5-like. The coding region runs from base 303 to 1391 and encodes 362 amino acids. Gene Ontology annotation, biological process: lipid metabolic process. The record is from RefSeq and is a predicted model, not a curated record. The transcript is spliced from 4 exons. NCBI's taxonomy places the organism in Eukaryota, Metazoa, Arthropoda, Arachnida, Trombidiformes, Tetranychidae. Gene Ontology annotation, molecular function: oxidoreductase activity, acting on paired donors, with oxidation of a pair of donors resulting in the reduction of molecular oxygen to two molecules of water.